This is a messenger RNA of Coffea eugenioides, 372 nucleotides long. RefSeq lists its product as uncharacterized. Bases 1 to 372 code for a protein of 123 amino acids. The transcript is spliced from 2 exons. Lineage: Eukaryota; Viridiplantae; Streptophyta; Magnoliopsida; Gentianales; Rubiaceae. The record is from RefSeq and is a predicted model, not a curated record.
AUGCCAUCCUAUAGAUUGGUAUUUGGAAAGCUGUGUCACCUUCCAGUGGAGUUCAAGCACAAGGCUUUUUGGACGAUAAAACAGUGUAACAUGAAUUUAGAAGAAGCCUGUGCCCAACGAAAGUUGAACUUGCAAGAAUUGGAGGAGAUCCGGAACGAAGCGUACGAGAAUGGACUAAUUUACAAGGAGAGGAGCCGGGCAUUUCAUGACCAACAAGUCUCUAGAAAAACCUUUGAAGUUGUUGAAAUUCAGAGUGCUAAGACAGACAAUAAGAUUGUGGUGAAUGGACACCAUCUCAAACAUUAUUACGAAGGUUUUCCAAGUGAAAAAGUGGAGACGAUAAAUCUAGAUGCACCGCCGUGCCCCAAUUAA